Molecule: messenger RNA, 4742 nt
Organism: Choloepus didactylus (southern two-toed sloth)
Lineage: Eukaryota; Metazoa; Chordata; Mammalia; Pilosa; Megalonychidae
Product: histone H2A type 1-D
Exons: 1
Coding region: 72-464 (130 amino acids)
Cellular component (GO): nucleosome
Molecular function (GO): structural constituent of chromatin; DNA binding; protein heterodimerization activity
Source: RefSeq, a predicted model, not a curated record
UCCUCACUUGCUGGGGAAAUUUACAUUGUCAAAGUUUUCUCGUCUUUAGUUUCUGUUUCUAGAGAUUUAAAAUGUCUGGCCGCGGCAAACAAGGUGGCAAGGCUCGCGCCAAGGCCAAGACUCGUUCUUCUCGAGCCGGGCUCCAGUUCCCCGUGGGCCGCGUACACCGUCUUCUCCGUAAGGGCAACUACUCCGAGCGUGUCGGAGCUGGCGCCCCGGUGUACCUGGCAGCUGUGUUGGAGUACCUGACUGCCGAGAUCUUGGAACUGGCGGGCAACGCAGCCCGCGACAACAAGAAGACUCGCAUCAUUCCGCGUCACCUGCAGCUGGCCAUUCGCAACGACGAGGAACUCAACAAGCUGCUAGGUAAAGUCACCAUUGCGCAGGGUGGCGUCCUGCCCAACAUCCAGGCCGUGCUGCUGCCCAAGAAGACUGAGAGCCACCACAAGGCUAAGGGCAAGUAAACCUGAAAAAUUAGCCAGAAUCUUGGAUCUCUCUCGAGACUAUCCCUUAAACCAAAGGCUCUUUUCAGAGCCACCAACUAUUCAAUAGAAAGGGCUUACACUUUCCUCAUACUGCUUGUUUGCAGUCAUUACUGGAAAUACGAAAUUUAGACCCAUACUGUGCAUUUUAUAUGAUGCCAUGAAUGAAGAACUUAAUUUAGACCCAUACUGUGCAUUUUAUAUGAUGCCAUGAAUGAAGAACUUAAUUAUCUAUAAUCUAACCAUCUCUUCGCCAAUAUUUCUGCGCCCGCCUUUUAAAAUAGGUAGGUAAUCAAAAAGUCCGUUUCGGGAGCCAUCAUUUAAACAUUUUAUUCAGCACAGGCAUAAGCACAGCCAUAGUAACAAAUUCGGGUAAGAUAUGCGGAGAAAAGGGUAGAACUAACAGUAGUAGCUUGACUGUGAACAUCGCCACCAGGGCGAGCUUUUCUGAGAAACUACAGCCUUAUCCAAUCAGAACAGGACUAUAUAGGGGCAGAAAGUGGUUCCACUUUUCCCAUCAGCCAGGUAUUUCCUGGAAUUUGUAACGGCUCGUUCCAGGCAGACAACUCGCAAGUCCACCGGCGCCAAGCAGCUAGCCACCAAAGCAGCCCGGAAGAGCGCGCCGUCACGGGCGGCGUGAAGCCGUAUUGCUACCGGCCGGCCACCGUGGCACUGCGGGAGAUCCGCCUCUACCAGAAAAGUCAAUCGUGCUGCUGAUCCUCAACGUGCAGCUUCAGCGGCUUAAACAUUGAUCUGGGCCUUCAGCAUUCAGCGAUUAUGGAGCUGCAGGAGGGCCUGCGAGGCCUUACUUGGAGCAAAAACCCGCGCGCCAUCCACACCAAGCGCGUCAUCAUUACCAAGGACAUCCCGCUUCUCCGCCACAUCCACCGGAAGAGAGCCUACGUUUAUUUAGUGACAAUUUUAAGCCCAAAGUCUCUUUCCAGAACCAGCCUCCCCCGCUGUUUAAUUUAACCCACCCUCCCACCCCUAAUGCAGUUUUUAUAAGCUCCUUUAUCGAUUAUUUGGGUGGCUCUGAAAAGAGCCUUUAUGGUAUAAGUAUGUAUAGCUGUUUCCUUACUUCUUUUUGGGGGCUGCUUUCCUGGGUUUGCCUGCUUUAGGCUUGGCUGCCUUAGGUUUCGGUGCCUUAGCCUUAGCUGGACUGCUUGUCUUCUUAGGCUUGGCUGCUUUGGCCUUUUUCGGGCUCUUGGCCACUUUUUUGGCCGCUGCCGCUGGUUUCUUUGCCUUCUUCGGAGUCUUUUUGAUACUUUUUUUUGGGACAGCCACUGCUGUAGCCUUUCUGGGUUUCUUGGCUGGCCCGGAGAUCUUUUUAGGCUUGGCUGGGACAGCUUUUUUCACCUUGGGCUUGGCUUCUCCGGCGACCGCCUUGUUGAGCUUGAAAGAGCCGGAGGCUCCCGUGCCCUUGGUCUGCACCAAAGUGCCCUUGCUCACAAGGCUCUUGAGACCCAGCUUAAUGCGACUGUUGUUUUUUUCCACGUCGUAGCCGGCGGCCGCCAGGGCCUUCUUGAGCGCAGCCAGGGACACGCCGCUGCGCUCCUUAGAAGCAGCCACCGCUUUGGUGAUGAGCUCGGACACCGGGGGCCCGGACGCCUUCCGCUUCGUGGCACCUGAAGACUUACGGGUCUUUUUCUUUGUCGGUGUCUUCUCCGCGGCAAGAGUGGUCGGCGCGGCAGGUGCGGUUUCUGACAUGAUUAUAGAUUUGUAUCUAUAACAGUAAAGAAAAAAAAGUCUCAGAGUUGAGUGCCGCGACCGCAGCGUGAGUGUGUAUAUAUAGACAGUGACGCCGCGCGCUGAUUGGCUCCCAGUUUAGUCUUCCAGUUCGCAUCAAGCUAGUCUUAGCUCUCUCCCGGAAUUGUGUUUGUUACAAUUCAGGAAUGCAAAAAAUUAAAAAUUCCCGUGGAGGAAUCACACUGGUUCUAUUCCAGAAUGAACCGGGACGGCUUAAGCUUUGAGAUCCUCAUAUUUUCUUUCUCCAGUUUUUAUUACGUCUGUUUCAGCCUUUUUCGAAAGCCCCUAACACCUUGGCAAAUUCAGAGGUCAGAGAGACAACUUCUUGGUUUUCAUUUAAAAUAUAAAUCCUUCCCUUUGUGCCCGCAAGUAGUUGCUCUCUAAUAAUGUUCUAUACAUUCUUAGCUUUUAAUUCGCUCAACAACUGCUUGAUUUUCAUUGAGAUUUACCCAGAAAACCUGUUUUGUAUUAGGGGAAGUAACACAGGCUCUUUCUGGAUUUGUCUGUAAGAUUAGUAGUAAAAGAGACAUGGAAUAACGAUGCUUUCUGCCAAGAAAAGUCGUUCUUCCAGGCUGAAAAAGAAUUAUUAUGGAAUCCUGCGUCUAUUAGGAAGGUUAGUUACUUUUAGGGGUUCAAGUAUUUAACAUUUCUUUUGACAAAUUAGGAAUGCAAUGAUCAAUAAUCCUCGUUACAUGGUAGUUCUGCCUGGAUUGCAAUAGCUGAUCACAGAGGAGAUCCAAGAAAAAGAGCGACUUAGAUCUCUUUAUGAAAACUUUGUUUCUAUUGGUUUUAUUGAGGGGAUCAGUUAUUAAAAUGGUCAGGAGCAUUUCAAGAACAUAAAUUCUCAAGCUUGGGGAAGAUAAAUUUAGGCAAAGUAUUUAAGUAAUCAAAGAAUAUGUUUCUCCCUGUAUGUGUCUAUAUCUAUAUAUCCCUUGAGAGGGAAAUUUUUUAAAAAUCAUGUUUUACAUUCACUGCUAAAUCUAUUUACGCAAAGUAGUAGGUUUAAUAGGAAACAUGCAUUGUUAUAUACUCACUGUUGAGUAGGAAAUGGAUGGCUGAAAGUGAUUCAAUUUAUUCUUCACUCCUAAAACUAUAUAUUUGUCUGUAGUUAGUAUGAGUUUCUUUUAAAACAUGUACAAGUCUAUGUUGCACUAGGACUAUGAAGGAGUGCUGGGAACAAAUGAGCAAAAUCUAAGUGAGGAUUUCAUGCCUCUCCUUUAUUUCAUCAGAAGCCACAGAUGUCUGAUUACUUCGAGUAGCACACCCAACAUAGACAUACAAAACUUAAUACAUCUUAGUUAAAUUUAAAGGCAAGAAUCAAGCUCAAAAGAAGUCAUUUUUACCAUGAAUGUGUAUUCAUUUUCUAAGGAGACCAUGCAUUCCUAAUCUUUUAAAAAUGUUUUUAACUCAUUGUGGUUGGUUUUCUGCAGCACCAAUCAAAGAAGCACUUUCUCUUAGCCAACUAUGUGUAGGAAUUCAAGGUACUGCCCCAUUCACUUUCAUGCUUCAUUAGUCUCCUUUAUUUAGCUUUUUCUGAACUUGCUCCCUUGAGGCCUGUCCACCUGUCCAAAUGUCAAAUCUACAUGUUUGCAUUCUUGCUGGAUAUCUGCUUGUACAUCUACUUAAACCAGAUUCAACAUGAUCAAUUUCAUCUUAGAAACUCCCAGUCAAAAUUUAAUCUUCCAACUGACAUCCUAAUAAGUUGUAUUAUCAUUGCCAUUCUUUAAUGAACUUGCAGUAAAACUUCAACUCUGCCCUUUCCUUUGUCACCAAAUGCAGUCUGUCACCAAGUUUGGUGAAUUCUUAAAUUCAUCUCUCCUCUUUCAUUUCCCUGGCCACAGUUGUAAUUCUGGCUCUUUGGUGUCUUGACUAGACUGGCUAAUGUCACAGUCUUCCAAUGGGCUUCUCCUUCCUCUCAACUCUCUGACGUGUAAGUCAUCCUGUUCAUUCCUCUCAGGGAUAUAUUCUUCAAGUGGGCUUCAAAUUUAUAUACCUGCCACAGGUGGUGAGGAUGUACGUGCUUUCAUUCCUUCCUCUUUCUUGACUCCAUCUCAGCAUUAGUGGCAGCACGUUGGUUAACCUGCCAACAUGUAGUUCUUUGUCUGCACUCUGGCAGUACAAACCUUUGAUGUGACCGGCCAGGAAAAGAUUGCCAGGAUCAAGGGUCAUGUAUCAUUGCACAAGGGCUGCACUCUGGAAGAUGAACUAGUGCUUCUGGCAGGCACGCCCCUGGAAGAUGAGGCUACCUGGGUCAGAGUGGGGUGGAGGUCCUACCACUCUGGAAGUAGCUGGCCUCAUGCUUGGAGGUAAAGUUCAUGGUUUCCUGAGAGGUCAGACUCCCAAGGUGACCAAACAGGAGAAGAUGGUCCCAACCAAGCAGGGGAGCCAAUACAAUUGGCCUUUUGUCAAUGUCAUGCCCACCUUUGGGAAAAUGGCCCUGUGGCCCACUCUUAGGUCCUUCACAACCCUGGCUUUUUAAAAUAAAUUGUCUUAACCUGGUCAAAAAUGAAAAUU